This is a messenger RNA of Coturnix japonica (Japanese quail), 2365 nucleotides long. RefSeq names its product putative G protein-coupled receptor. Gene Ontology annotation, biological process: G protein-coupled receptor signaling pathway. Gene Ontology annotation, cellular component: endosome; signaling receptor complex; plasma membrane. Gene Ontology annotation, molecular function: G protein-coupled receptor activity. NCBI's taxonomy places the organism in Eukaryota, Metazoa, Chordata, Aves, Galliformes, Phasianidae. The record is from RefSeq and is a predicted model, not a curated record.
GGCCGCCGUCGUGCCCAGCACUGUAGCAUCAUGGCUAUGGGGGUCCCCAGUGCCGGCCCUGCAUUGGUACCAUGCCCAGCCCCACUCUACCCCCUGUGCCCCCCCAAAUACAUUUGUAUCCGUGCAUUGACAGCUGUCUGUGCCACCCUGAUGCUCAAUGGGGUCACCCCGUGCCAUGAGGACACCCCCUGCCCCCCGUUAUCGCAGCUCCAGCCCCACACUUUGCAGCAUGGCUAAUGAAGCCCCCCCCGGCUGCAGCCCCUGCCCCUCCCCGCCCGGCUGUUAGGACCCAGCUGCUGCCCCAGCGCCGUCAGUGGGCGGGCAGAGCUCGGGGGUGACAGCCGGAGCCAUCGGCGACAGGCAAACAACGGGAUGAGUAAUGGGGGACAGCCAGGGGGGGGAUGGGGCCGCAGGGAAUCCCAGUCCUGCAGUGUGAGCGGGGCUGGUGGCAAGGACCAUCCUCAAGGAGCCAAGCAGGUAAGGGGACAUGAGAAGAUGGUGGCCAUGCUCAAGGUGGGCUCUCCCUCCAUGGGAUGCAAGAAGCACGCCCCUGUGACCCCGGCUGUGGAGCUGUUGGCUUAGCCCCCAUGGGCAUGGAGAACCGAAUGGGGCCAAAUGGCACAACCAGCCUGGAGAACCCCACCAUUCCAGAGCAGUCCACAGCACAGGAGGUGCUGGGCCUCCUCUGCAUGGUCCUGCUCACCAUCACUGCCCUCGUGGCCAACGUGGUGGUGAUGGUGGUCAUCCUGAAGACCCCUCUCAUCCGCAAGUUCAUCUUUGUCUGCCACCUGUGCGUGGUUGACCUCCUCUCUGCCAUCUUCCUCAUGCCUCUGGGGAUCAUCUCCAGCUCCUCCUGCUUCGACAGGGUCAUCUACAGCAUCGCCGAGUGCCGGGCCUUGAUAUUCCUCAACAUCUGCUUCGUCAGCGCCUCCAUCCUCACCAUCUCUGUCAUCAGCAUUGAGCGGUACUACUACAUCGUCCACCCAUUGCGCUACGAGGUCAAGAUGACCAUCAGGCUGGCUGUGGCAGGGGUCAUUCUCAUUUGGGUCAAGUCUGUCCUUAUCACCAUCCUGGCAUUGGUUGGGUGGCCUCAAGACAACGGGGCCACCAGCGCCAGCCGCUGCACGGUCUACUGGAGCCCUGGGGCCCACAAGAAGGCUUUUGUCGUCAUCUUUUGCAUCACCUGCUUCAUCCUGCCCACCAUCAUCAUCUUCGCUGUCUAUUGCAGCGUCUACCGGGUAGCCCGCCUGGCAGCCCUACAGCAUGCGCCCGCCCCGGCGGCUGCCCCACGGCCCCGCUGUGACUCCAUCGCCAGCCAACUGACCAUGGUCACCAUGAGGAACCUGCCGCUGCCCCGCCUGGCACCCGAGCGCUUUUUGGGAGGGAACAAGGCCAUCCUCACCUUGCUCCUCAUCGUGGGUCAGUUCCUGUGCUGCUGGCUGCCCUUCUUCGCCUUCCACCUGCACUUCUCUGUGGGUGCCACUGCGCAGGGCGGUGGGCACGGCGAGAUGCUGGUUACCUGGAUUGCCUACUCCUCCUUCGCCAUCAACCCCUUCUUUUAUGGGCUGCUUAACAGGCAGAUCCGCCAGGAGCUGGCCCGGCUCUGGCGCGCUCUUCUCCACCGUCCGCUGGCGCAGGAGCUGUGUUUGGCCAUUUCCGAGGCCUCUGUCCAGGAGAACGUCCUGCAGUUCCUCCAGAGAGCUGCCUGCACGCUGGAAACCCACGCUGGCUGCAUCAGCCCCAGGAACAGGCUGGAGCAGGGCAAGGGGGGCUGCCCCAUCCCUGGCCAGGUUCCCGAAGAGAGCGUCCAAGAGCAGAGCUCUGUGCCACUGUAGCUCUGGGUCCCAUCCUCUUUGCUCCUGGUCCAUGUUUUACCUGCUGUCCCAGCCUGCGUGCUGGAUGACUGGCUCUUGGCUGCAUUUUGGGUGCUAUCAUUUCCAUCCCUGGCUCCUGCAGCAUGUGGGACAUGGGAAGCCAAGGGGCUACAGCAUGGGGGGCCAUUCCCCCACAGGACUCCUGCCAGGGUCAUCCUGCACCCUCCCCAGCCCACAUAACACCACUAACACCAUAACACCAGUGCCCAUGGUACCUCCCCUCCUGAAAGUCAGGAUGCUGCUGGGGGGGGAUGCUGUGCUCCCAGCCUCCUAAAAUAGGAAACCCCACCACAGCAAUAGGAGCUGGGGAAAGGUGCCCCCUAGGGGGAGGGAGGGAGGGGGCUCAGGGAAGAUCACUGACCAUGGGGCCACCCCUCUGCUGUCACCUCAUGCACCCCCCCAAGCUGGGGCAGUCUCCACUUCGGGGGGUGGAAAAUUGAUCUUUUUCACAUAAAUUUUAUCUUUUUAUUAAACCAUUGAUAAGUUACAAA